AUGGCUCCGGAAUCCUGGCGCGUCACUCAUGUGUCGGUUUUGAAAUCGAGGGUUAAAGCAAAUAGAGUUGGUCUGCAUCAAGCUAAGAUGAUUCUAAGUUUGCUUUCAUUCGUGCUUAACCUGUGCUUUGCCUUCUCGGCCGGAUUCCCCCGCGAGAAAGCUGUCUAUAUCAAUCUUGUUGUGCUGUCCAUUGAAGUAUUCAUACUUCUUGGAUUCUGCAUGGAUAUUGUCCGUUUCUUCAAUGAUUUUAUGGCUCUGGACAACUGUCCGUCGCUGGCCAUAACUGAAGAGGACAAGCAUUUGAAUGAUGAUAUGGACGACAGUAUGAAUGAAGAUGUGCAAGACGAUAUGAAUGACGAUGAGCAAGACUGUGAAGAAGACGAAAAAUCGCCUAGUGAAGAUGUCUCUAGUUCAGCUUGUGAAGAGACAUCGCAUUUACCCAGCCAAACGACCCAGGGAGCAAUCCAGAUAAACACAAUCAUCUCGACGCUUCAGGAAGAGCUCGAAGAGAAGGUUCGAUUAGCAGACGAACUAAGUAAAAAGGUAGAGGGCCUGACUGAAGAAGGAACGAAGCUGGCACGCAAUAUAACUGAACUGGAACGUCUCAAUCAUGAGAAGGAUAGGCAACUCCUCUCAAUGCCAGCCGAAAUGGAAGAGCUCAGAAGAGAGAUAGCGCUCAAGGCGCAGGAGACAGAGAAGCUAAGAAGAGAGAACGAGGACAAAGACUCCUCCCUCAUCAUUUUGGAAAACACGGUCGCAGUUCUCGACAUGGAAAAGGAGACGUUGCGUCGAGAUCUGCAGCAGAAGGAAAAUAGUCUAACCGAAAUGAAAAAUGAACUACUCAAGAAAAAUGAAGACUUGAAGAAACUGCGAGAAGAUAAUAGAAGGAAGCAGAAUAGCAUUGAAAGUCUGCAGAAGGAAAGCGAGGAUCUGAUCUUCCAGAGGAACGGUUUGGAAAAUAAAUUGCAAGUCCUUACCGUUGAGAAAAAGAUGGCCCAAGAAAAUUUGAAGCAGCUCGAACUAUGCAGGAAAGAAUUAGCUGACAAAAGGAGGGAGUUGGAGGAUGUUAAAGCCCACAACCUCCAGAGGGAUAGAGAGAUCCUCCGCCUGGAGAAUGAGCUCUCUCUGAAGCAGAAGGAGGUCUUCGGUUUGACAAAAGGAACCGAAAGUAUUGUAGGACAAAGGGCCAAUGGAAAGAUCAAUGAAAUGACGAGGAAGGUAGUCCAACUUGAAUUUGAGCAUGCUGAGAUGAAGGAGGAACUUGAGACGAUGGAGUUUGAAAAGAUGGAGGCCAUCUUGGAACUUGAAAAACUCCAAGAAGAGGCCUUGGCCCAGGAUACGAAAAUUGGACUCUUGGACAUGAAAAGGCUUGAUAUGAUUAGCAAGGCAAAAGACACUUCCUAUAAAGAGAAGAAUUUGACCAAAAUGGCGCCGAAAAAACAGCCUGGAUCAGAGAGGAAAGUUGAAAAGGAAAGUUCUCAGACUAAACCUCGAUGUCUGAGGAAGCCCCAGGUCAACUGCAAAGCCCUCUACCGACAAAUGGACGACAUCGAGGAAGGGAUUCUCCAGUUCAGAGCGUCGCAACGACGUUCAGCUGCCAACAGGAAACAUUCAAAAGCCUCAGCUAAACUUCCUUCAGUGACGAAGCCUCUAAGUAGAGAACAAAUACAUCAGAAGCUCAGGAUGGAAUCUGCAGCUAACCUCCGAAAACUGGAGCGAGAUGCUGCAAUGGACGUAAAUAAAACAGAUUUUCCAGAAAAUAGAAAUAAGUUCAUUCAAGUGCUGGGGAAAUAUAGAAAUGUAAUAGCUGUAGAAGGAGAUAAACUAGGAAGAACGAAUGUCCUACAACAUAAGAAUUUGUUAGAUGAUGGAGCCAAGCCAUUUUUUAUUCCUAAUUACAGAUUACCAAUAAGCCAGAGACCCGUAGUUGAUCUUUUGAUAGAGGAAGUGAAAAGAGAUGGAAGUUCAGAUAUAUUCCAGGGAAACUCAGCACCUUGGCAGAUGCAUUAUCCAGAUCUCAAGAAGGAACAGAAAAAUGCAUUACAACUACCUUUUGUUUUAGUUGCAGAUUUAGAAAGAAUGAAAGUAGAACAAGAUAAAGAUCCAGUAAUCAGGCAAAUAGUAGGACAACUAUUAAUGGAUGAAUCCUUAAAACCUGAUUUUCAGUUAAUAAAUGAGGCAAACAUGCGGCUCAUCAUAGCACUAGUUUUAAUUGGACUCAUUUCUUCAGAAGUGGAGAUAAGAAAAGGUGCCCUGUUAAACAGACAUGGAAAAGUCAAAAUGACCAAGGACCUUGGAAUAGAUAGUAUAAAUAUUUCCACAGUGCUCAAACGUGAAAGUAAAUUAAGAGAAAUCCAAAAUAGUAUUAAAGAAAUCCUACAGUGCCAUGUCAUUAUUGGAAAAGUUGAGCAUGAACAUAGAUAA
This is a messenger RNA of Macrobrachium nipponense, 2424 nucleotides long. Its product is annotated as trichohyalin-like. NCBI's taxonomy places the organism in Eukaryota, Metazoa, Arthropoda, Malacostraca, Decapoda, Palaemonidae. The coding region runs from base 1 to 2424 and encodes 807 amino acids. The record is from RefSeq and is a predicted model, not a curated record. The transcript is spliced from 4 exons.